Molecule: messenger RNA, 1495 nt
Organism: Drosophila mojavensis
Lineage: Eukaryota; Metazoa; Arthropoda; Insecta; Diptera; Drosophilidae
Gene: Or85e
Product: putative odorant receptor 85e
Exons: 3
Coding region: 9-1421 (470 amino acids)
Biological process (GO): sensory perception of smell; detection of chemical stimulus involved in sensory perception of smell
Cellular component (GO): plasma membrane
Molecular function (GO): olfactory receptor activity; odorant binding
Source: RefSeq, a predicted model, not a curated record
CUGAGGGCAUGGCGGGUCUGCAGUUCCACGGCGACACCGAUGAGAAUGUCGGCUAUGCCGCGAGGGAUGUGGACGUACCACGGGUGACACAGCUGUUCGGAGUCCACCUGAAGAUCCAAUGGGCCAUUGGAAUGAUGCCGGUGCCGUCGCUGCCAGCCUGGGUGCCCGACUGGCUGCAAUCUCUGCUGCGGCUGUUUACCGUCGGGCAUUGCCUGCUGGUGCUGUUCAUAUCACUGCAUCUGGGCGUGCUGUUCUGUAAGACGACGCUGGAUGCGAUGCCCACGGGCAAGCUGGAGGACAUCACCGAUGCGCUGACCAUGACCAUCAUCUACUUCUUCACGGCGUAUGCCACCAGCUAUUGGUGCCUGCGCUCCGAGCGCAUGCUGAGAUUUCUCUCGCACAUCAAUCACGAAUAUCGACAUCAUUCGCUCGCCGGCGUCAGCUUUGUCAACAUGCAUUCCUCUUAUCGCUGGUUUCGCAGCUUCACCUUGGUUUGGCUCGCCGCCUGCAUGGGCGGGACCAUCUCCUGGGGCAUCACGCCCUUGGUGCUACGCAACCGGACGCUGCCGCUCCACUGCUGGUAUCCCUUCGAUGCCAUGGAUGAGCGCUUCUACUCGCUGGUGUAUGCCACCCAGCUCUAUGGCCAGAUCAUAGUGGGUGCCGUGUUCGCCUAUGGCGGCUUCAUGUUUGUCACCAUCUCCUUCCUGCUGCUCGGCCAGUUCGACGUGCUCUACUGCAGUCUCAAGAAUCUGGAUGCACACGCUCGGCUCCUUGCAGGCGAGUCGCAGCAGGCAUUAAGUGUUGUGCAGCGUGAUUUGCUGCUAGAUGAUGCGACCAGUGAGCGUGGCCAAUAUGCAGUGCUGCAGGAGCAUGCGACGGAUUUGAGCUGCUUUGAGUCGACAGGCCGUCAGCAACCGCUCAGCUUGACGAAGGCCGCCCAUGAGGCGCUGGUGGAGUGUGUGCGUCUACAUCGCUUCAUACUGGGCUGUGCCGCGGAGAUGGAGCAGCUGUUUAGCCCGUACUGCCUGCUCAAGUCACUGCAGAUCACGCUGCAGCUGUGCCUGCUCGUCUUCGUGGGCGUGUCCGGCUCCCGGGAGGCGAUGCGCGUGAUCAACCAGCUGCAGUACCUGUCCCUGACCACCGUCGAGCUGCUGAUGUUCACCUACUGCGGUGAGCUGCUGCGCCGGCACAGCGUUCGCGUGGUCGAGGCCUUCGGCCGUGGUGCCUGGUGGCAACACGCGCCUGCCAUGCGCCAGGACGUGCUCAUCUUCCUGGUGAACAGUCAUCGGGCCGUGCAGGUCACAGCUGGCAAGUUCUACGUCAUGGACAUAACUCGCCUCCGAUUGGUUAUCACACAGGCCUUCAGCUUCCUAACGCUACUACAAAAGCUGGCAGCCAAAAAGACAGUCGCCGGCUCGUAGGGCCCUCUGUGCUUAACCCCAUUGUUGGGCUCUGCUAAUAUUUAUUUAGCUCAUUAAAAACAUGUCAGAGUAAA